Molecule: messenger RNA, 5529 nt
Organism: Anopheles bellator
Lineage: Eukaryota; Metazoa; Arthropoda; Insecta; Diptera; Culicidae
Product: tolloid-like protein 1
Exons: 11
Coding region: 1-4479 (1492 amino acids)
Biological process (GO): proteolysis
Molecular function (GO): metalloendopeptidase activity; zinc ion binding; calcium ion binding
Source: RefSeq, a predicted model, not a curated record
AUGUUUAGCCGUUGUUUCGCAGUGAAGGAUCGGAGACAGAACUACGGUUGGUUACCGUUUUCGUUAGUACUCCUAAUCGGUCAGAUCGCCCAGUUUACAUGGGGGUUUAGGCUGCACGGAACUUUGAUGACGCACCGACAACUGCAUCACCGGUACACGGUUGAUGAGCUGCUUGAGGGUCACUUUUCCAAAAGCAUCUCCGGUGACAUCGACAUGGAUCCCUGCAAAUCGAGCGGAUUUAUGGGAGACAUCGCCAUGCCGAACGUAAAUUACGAAACGGAAUGGCAGCGCCAGCGGCUGAACAAGAGCUUCGAGCAGGACAUUGUGAAGCUGAAGCAAGAGGUGUACCUCGAGGGGCUGCAGGUGGAAGAGGAAGGCAUGACCGACAUGAUCCGCAAGAAGACGAAGCAGCGCGCCUCGACGCCGUUGGCCGGCAUGCCGACCGGCUCCGGUCCGCGCCCUUCGCCGGCGUCGUACGAGAGUGAAAACUCCAUCACGGACACUUCCGGCGAGCCAACGGUGCGGGCCACCAUCAUCGACAAUCGGGACAACAUCAUCACCCAGCCUCGGACGGGCCCUCAGGACGAGAAGCCAGUAACGGGCGGUGGGCUAUUGGGGUCCGAGAAGCCGGACAAAAAGAACGCCACGGCCACGGUGCGAAACAUUGACCAUAAUCGGAUCCAGUCCGACACCAAAGACAUCGUUAUCGAUUCGAUCAGCGACAAUAUCAUCAGCAACAGUCACGCCAGUAGGAAAGUAGUCACUUUUGCCUUACCACCGGCCGGGACCACGACGCCACCGAACGGGGAGCGCCCCGGGCACCGCUCGCAGGCAUUCGGCGGAGCGGAUCUGGGCCACCACCAGCUGCAGAGGCUGCAGAAUGGUGACGGCGCUAGAGAACAGUCCGGGUUGGAACGCAAACGGCAUGGUUCACACGAUGCAGGGCAGGAUAAGCCGACUGGCGGCGAUGAUGUUCAGCUGUUGAAUCCUGCCGCGGGCAAUCCGGCGAACGACAAAGCGGCCCGCCGUCGUAACCGCCGCCGACGGCGGCAGCAACAACGCCAUCUACCGAGCACACCUAGGACCCCGGCUGGAGGUGGGAUUAGCCUACCGAUGGCCACCACCACGAGCGCGACGGAAGAUAAAAACUCGUACCACGCCCGGCUGGAGCGGCUGCGGGCUGAACUGGGCUCGGUGAGCUACUCGGUGCGGGACCACAGCCUCGGAGGUCCGGGCCAUCACCACCGUGACCGCGAGCCUGUCGAAACGGAGCCAAAGAAGAAGCGUCGAACGUCGUCGCCGUCGUCAGGAGGCGGAAAGCGGAAGCACCACCGUCAGAACAUCGUUGCCCAUCAACAUGCGACCGACAGGACUGUGGGUCCUGAGACAGGGGACGGUGUCACGAAUCGCUACCAUCCGCGCUCUCAUCACCGAGCGAGGGCCGUCGACGAGGAUGGAACGAAUUUGCAUUUCCGACCGGAGAAUGAAGCACCGGCACGGAGCAAGGACACGGUACAGGUGGCGGAUCUACGGCCAUCAUCGGUACCUGUUGACGAUGAGCCCGCUGAACGUGAAAGAUAUAUUGCGCCCAAUCUACAUCACCAUCGUGUGGCACGUGCAGCAACCGCGAAGAAGGAACGCAUCUGGGACUUUGGCGUCAUACCGUACGAAAUCGACGGAAACUUUAGCGGCAUGCACAAGGCCCUUUUCCGGCAGGCGAUGCGCCACUGGGAGAACUUCACCUGCAUCAAGUUCGUCGAGCGAAAUCCUAUCGACCACCCGAACUACAUCGUGUUCACCGAGCGGGCGUGCGGUUGUUGUUCGUUUGUUGGUAAACGGGGCAAUGGACCCCAGGCGAUUUCGAUUGGCAAGAACUGCGACGAGUUUGGCAUAGUGGUGCACGAGUUGGGUCACGUGGUUGGCUUCUGGCACGAACACACGCGCCCGGAUCGAGAAGACCACGUCGUGAUCGAGAAGAAGAAUAUCAUGGUCGGGCGGGAGGAUAACUUCAACAUGCUGUCGAAGGACGAGGUGAAUUCGCUGGGUCUUCCGUACGACUACGAUUCGAUCAUGCACUACGCUCGGAAUACCUUUUCGAAGAACGUCUAUCUGGACACGAUUUUGCCCAUCGAAAUUAAGGGCCGCAAACGACCCGAAAUAGGACAACGAUUGCGGCUGAGCGAUGGCGACAUUGCUCAGGCCAACUUGCUGUACCAAUGUACCAAGUGUGGUCGUACCUUUCAGGACAACUCGGCAUUUUUCACGUCGCCGAGCUAUCACUCCAACCAACCUCCACCCGAACCGGAGCGCUGCGAAUGGCGUAUCACGGCAACGCAUGGCGAACGGAUAUUGCUCAACAUAACCGAUCUGGACAUUUACAAAUCGAACAGCUGUCGCUCCGACUAUCUGGAGAUCCGGGAUGGAUACUGGCACAAGUCGCCGAUUCUGGGCAAGUUCUGUGGUUCCGGCAAGGUAAACGAGCUGAUUCGCUCGACCGGAAGUCGCAUGCUGCUGACGUACACCACCACUUACCGGCAGGCCUCGAUGCGUGGCUUCGCCGCCAGCUAUGAAGCAAUUUGUGGCGGCGAGAUGAAUCUCGAGUCUGGCGGCCGUCUAGAAUCGCCCAACUACCCAGUCGACUAUCUGCCCAACAAGGAGUGCAUCUGGCGGAUAACCGUCCCGAAGGACUACCAAGUGGCCUUGAAGUUUCAAUCGUUUGAAGUGGAGAAUCACGAUAACUGUAUCUAUGACUACGUCGAGGUACGGGACGGUGGCGCUCCCGACUCGCGGUUGAUCGGUGUCUUCUGCGGCUACAAGAUUCCACCCGAUAUGAAGUCAUCGUCUAACAAGCUGUUUGUCAAGUUCGUCUCGGACGGAUCGGUGCAGAAGGCAGGAUUCUCGGCCACCUUCAUGAAGGAGGUAGACGAGUGCGAGCACAUGGACCAUGGCUGCGAACACGAGUGCAUCAACACGCUCGGAGGCUACGAAUGUGCCUGCUACAUCGGCUACGAGCUGCACAGCGAUAAGAAGUCGUGCGAAAAUGCCUGUGGUGGAAUGUUGGAUACACCGAACGGGACGAUCCAGUCACCGUCCUUUCCGAAAGAGUACCCGAUGAUGAAGGAGUGCGUUUGGGAAAUCGUGGCCCUCCCGCAGCAUAAAAUCACUCUCAACUUUACCCAUUUCGACCUAGAGGGCAACACGUUUUACCAGGCGUCCGAAUGCGAGUACGACUACGUGGCAGUGUUGUCCAAGAGUCCGGACGGUUCCCUACACAAGCACGGUUCGUUCUGCGGCUCGAGUGUUCCGCCGGCCGUCACAUCCGAGUGGAACGUCUUACGAGUUGUGUUCCGGUCCGACAAGACGAUCCAAAAGACGGGUUUCGCGGCCGUCUACUUUACCGACAUCGACGAGUGUGCGGUCAACAAUGGAGGGUGUCAACAGGAGUGUAAAAAUACCGUCGGUUCCUAUCUGUGCUCUUGCCGGAAUGGUUACACACUGCACGACAAUGGGCACGACUGCAAGGAGAGUGGCUGUAAGCACGAGAUCUUCGCCCCCCAAGGUCAGAUACUGAGCCCUAAUUAUCCGGACUACUAUCCACCCAAGAAGGACUGUAUCUGGCACUUUACCACCACGCCCGGUCACCGAAUACGGUUGGUUUUCAACGUGUUUGAUAUUGAGCCACAUCAGGAAUGUGCCUACGAUCAUAUUGUAAUCUACGAUGGUAACUCACCGGACAGCCACACAUUAGGACGCUUUUGUGGGGCGAAAAUUCCGCAUCCCAUUGCGUCGUCCUCGAACCAGAUGUACAUGGUUUUCAACACCGACACGAGCGUCCAGCGGAAAGGGUUUUUCGCCAGCCAUACGACUGCUUGCGGUGGUCGGCUACGGGCGACCGAGGUGAAGAAUCAUUUCUACUCCCACAUCAAGUUCGGCUCGGGCAUGUACGAGAACGGAGCGGACUGCGAGUGGACCAUCGAGGCCGAAUCGGGCCAGAACGUGCAGCUCAAGUUUCUUAGCUUCGAGCUAGAAGAGGAGAAGUUGUGCUCAUAUGACUACGUCGAGGUGUACGGUGGGCUGGACGACGAAAGUGGCCCCCUGCACGGAAAGUACUGCGGAAAUGCGAAUCCGCCGGAAAUCAUAUCGAUGCACGAGGCGCUGAUGGUGCGGUUCCGGUCGGACGAUACCGUCGGCUUCAAGGGUUUCUCGGCCGCGUACGUCGCCAUCAAAACGAACGACGACAUGCUCACCACCGAUGAAGAAGGUUCUGAUAGCUCCGAAAUCAUCCCGUUUCCCGGUUCACUAAAAACAGUGUUCAUCAAACAGGGCGAAGAUAUGGACGUGGAGGAGGAGGAGGAGGAGGAGGAAGAGGAGGAGGACGAAGAUAUCGAUUAUGAGGUCUACCCGCGCCGACCGGCCAACGGCAAGAAGGUGCACAUCGCGGUGCACAAUGAAAUACGCUCGUCUCAGGCGAUUGACUGAAACAUAAUCAAAUACUUUGCCACAUAAUUUUGGCACGCGGGCAAUCGGCACGCAAACACACUUCCGGUGCGCGCGGGCUGCCACAACCUGGACAAUAUACUCACACCACGCUUCGCGGGCCCGGUUUGCCGUUAGCGUUGCGUCUUUCCGUUCGAAGUUCGUCCCGCCAGCAGAGAGAGAGAAAGAUAGAGAGUAAUAGAGAAAAAUAAAAAGAGAGAGAGAGCAUGUAACGUUGAUACGGAUUUUUCCUUACCGGAAGCGAUCUUCCACCUUCUAGAACAGCACCAUUCGCUCACUCGCGACGCUCCUUAUCGUUUCGUCGUCGAAGGUGUACAUGUGUCUUCCUCGAUUCCGUUCUCCUAGCGCGAAGGGUCCACGGGGAACUGCAAAUAUCAGCCAGCUGAGCAGUGGCAUGGGUUAAAAGGACAAAACAUAAAACCGGUACGCCGGGGGGAGGAACGGCGCAACAAACGUUGGCCAGUUUAAUACCAAAACUGUAGCCAGUUGUGAGCGGAUAUAUACAUUCAUAAAUAGUUAUAUUUACAGAAAGGCAGUAGAUCUAUUUCAACAAAUUUCCUAGGAAUAAAUAGUAGGAACAAUUACGAUCAACACACAGGCUCGCAGUCUAGGCAGCUAUUUUGCUACCGUCGUCGAAGGCGUUUUAUUUUGAACUCAUUAGAAGAAGAAAACCGAACGUCACCGCAAAGGUGCGACACACGUCGCCGCAGUAGGUUAAUUCCUCGUGUAGGUUAAUCGUAGUUAAAGGUAGGAUCGUUCAUCGGACAUUGCCCUUUCAAGCAGUUCUUUCCAUAGCUCAUAUCAGAGGAAUCAGUUGCUCGAAAGGAUAUCAAUACCUGUAGCAGGAGUUUCCAGCUGUUCCAAAACUCUUUCCCGUUUUCCAACGGCUCGUUUGGCCCGCUCGUCGCGGCCCGUGACGUGACGAUCGAGUAGUUUAACGGUAAUUUUAAAACGUGUGUUUUUGAGUGUGUGGACGAAAGUUAAUAACGUGCCGCAUCUGGUGUGUUGCCGCACAGGCACUUAGUAAUAGUA